AGGGAGAGUCUCUGUGAAUAUGAGGAAAAUAUGAAGAUGAAGCUGCAGGACUAAAGGUGGAUUUCUACAGCCUUCCUUCCUCUCUCCCUACGCACCCUCGUCUGCAGUAUCCUUUUGUACAUGGAUGCUGGCUUGUGAACACGAACCAGACGCCUUGAAUUCUUGGGGAGAUAUCAAACAGAACAAAACCCAGACGAGACUUUGUAUCACAAGGAUCAAGCGGGCAAAACAUUGUGCUAAAGUGGAUGCAUGCAGAAGUCAAACAAGGCCAAUGCACCAUCAGAGCCAUGUGGGAGGCAAAAAAGGAGUUUUUGUUUUUCCCCUGCAUCCAGUCAAAUCAGUCUCUCUACUAACACAUGCCUAACAAUCCCUGGCUCUCAGUCUGAUUCUUUCCUCAGGCAGAGCCCCUGCUAUGCACCCCAGCUCCCCUGAAUUAGGCAGGCAGUCCAACCUCAGUGCCAGGAGCUGUGUGGGCAUCCCACAAGUCUGGGUUCUGCCCACACAGUACUCACAGACUGCCCUAGAACAAAAAAAAAUGAAAUACACCAGAGUCCCUCCUCUGUGUGGUGGCUCCUCUCACUCUUGUUAAAUUGGACUUUUGUGUUGUUCUGUCUGCAUCUCCCCUGAGCUGUUAUUGUUUCCUGAGCGGAAACCUCCCGACUCCACCACCAGCUGUAUAAUUUGCUUUCAAAUUAAGGACCAGCACGAGUUCCCUUGUGCUCACCACCUGGUGGAGGAUCAUGGGAUGCCGUCAGAGCUCGGAGGAAAAGGAAGCAGCGAGACGCUCACGUCGGAUUGACCGCCACCUGCGCUCGGAGAGUCAACGGCAGCGGCGUGAAAUCAAGCUACUGUUGCUAGGGACCAGCAACUCGGGCAAGAGCACCAUUGUCAAACAGAUGAAAAUAAUCCACAGUGGUGGCUUCAAUCUUGAAGCAUGCAAGGAGUACAAGCCCCUUAUUCUAUAUAACGCCAUCGACUCGCUAACCCGCAUCAUCAGAGCUCUAACCACACUCAAGAUUGACUUUCACAAUCCCGACCGCGCCUACGACGCUGUGCAGCUCUUUGCCCUCACGGGGCCAGCUGAGAGCAAGGGUGAGAUCACGCCAGAGCUGCAGGGGGUCAUGAAACGUCUGUGGGCCGACUCAGGGGUCCAGGAGUGCUUUCAACGAUCCAAUGAGUAUCAUUUAGAGGACAACACUGCCUACUACCUGAAUGACCUGGACCGCAUCUCAGCCUCUGAGUACAUUCCGACCGUUGAGGACAUCCUACGAUCUCGUGACAUGACCACUGGCAUCGUGGAGAACAAGUUCACCUUCAAGGAGCUCACCUUUAAGAUGGUGGAUGUGGGUGGACAGCGUUCAGAGAGAAAGAAGUGGAUCCACUGUUUUGAGGGCGUCACUGCAAUCAUUUUCUGUGUUGAGCUUAGCGGCUAUGACCUAAAACUCUACGAAGAUAACCAGACGAGCCGCAUGGCAGAGAGCUUGCGUCUGUUCGAUUCCAUCUGCAACAACAACUGGUUCACCAACACGUCGCUCAUCCUCUUCCUCAACAAGAAGGAUCUGUUGGCUGAGAAGAUCAAACGCAUUCCUCUGACAGUGUGUUUCCCUGAUUACAAAGGUCAGAACACCUAUGAGGAGGCGGCGGUCUACGUGCAAAGGCAGUUUGAGGACCUCAACCGCAACAAGGAAACCAAGGAGAUCUAUUCCCACUUCACCUGUGCCACUGACACCAGCAACAUUCAAUUCGUGUUUGAUGCCGUCACGGACGUGAUCAUCCAGAACAAUCUGAAGUACAUUGGGCUGUGCUAGGGCCUGACACCUGGUGUGGGGGGUUUGGUGGAUCGGUAGAGCAGGCUGCCUGGCAGCAUCUGACCCACCACCAGGCUGGACAAACCAGAGGCAUGUCAGUCAGCCUCAAGGUUGAUCUCUAGAGGUGCAAGAGAGAACUGCAACCUAGUGAGACACUCGACUCUAACAACAAAACUGUUUCACCUGAAACAAAAAAGCUGAUGGUCUGCGGUCAAAAUGGAUUUUUUUUUUUUUACCCAAUGUGUUUGCACUGAAUAUGAGUAUGCAGAGACACACACACACUUACACACACACACAAACACACACACACACACUUACACACGCAAUCAAACCUUUUCUUUGCUCACAGAUCUUUGGAUCAAAAGUCAAGCACUUGUGUGACAAGGCAACACUGGAAGUUUUACACCCCCUACCUGCCAAACCUAAGAUUGACAAGUGCUGUAGGUCGGCUUUGCAGUUUUCUCUCCUCAAUUUUUUUUUGCCUGAGUCAAAUAAUGCUGCAUCACUGUAUGAAUAUUGACACAAUCGAUGUUCUCUUUUGGAUUUUCACCUAAAUAACACGUAUGUGACCAGUGAGUGCACCUGAUCAGAUGUAGAGAGAGAGGAGAAAAAAAAACAGUAAAUAUGAUGUCACAGGGUUUCUGCCUGAAGAGGAAACUGCCACACAAGCUGAAAUGAAAUACAUUUCUAACACUCUGUCUGUUUUCCCCGUUUGACUCUCUGCUCUUCUGUUUCUCCAUGUUCUUUUUUUAAAAAAACUUUUAUUUUAACUUUUUGUGCUUUAAAAACAACAAAAAGAAAUGUCUCUCAGACCUGCCGUUUACAGCAGGCAACUGACUUAUGUGACCAGGAGUGUUAGGCACGAUAAAUUCAAAAGUAUUCUUAACGAUCAUUCCAGCAAGAGAGCGCAAAAAACAGUGCCAAGAUUGGUUGUAAAUAAACCAGAUCCUGUUAUGUUUUCUUUUUUUUUUUUUUGAUUAUUUUUAUGAAAAAAUACAUUCAAACAUGCAUGAUUUUGUUACUUUGGGAUACUAAUAUAUUUUCUUUGAGGCUAUGUUCCUCCUUUCUUAAGUUCAAAUAAUAUAUUCCCAAAAAAUAUAUAUAUAUAUAAAAUUCAAACACUGUGUACUGAGUGUACAGUUGUCAGAGAGGAAUAUAUUGAAAAUAAUGAUAUCAACAUAAGUGAUUAUGAUGUUUUAUAGGACGAGUAUAAAAAUGACAGUGAUGACGUGAAACAGCUCACAGAUCAACAGAGAACAAGACUGUAGAAAUAUAUAAAAACAAAGAUGCAAACGUCGACACUUCAAAGUUCCCUGCAUUACCUUGAUGCAAAAUUUGUUGAAGAGUCAGUCAGUAUGAUGUGUAAAUAUACUGUAAGAUUCAGACUUUGUUUAAAAAAUAAAAUAAAAUGGAUGGGUUGGGUUGUAAUGAGCAAAAGAGAGAGAGAGAGAGAGAGAGAGAGAGGGAGGGAGAGAGAAGGAGGAUUUUAAACCCACUCCACCUCUUCCUUCUGCUCUUUUCCCUCCUCCUCAAAGCCUUCUUUUCAUUUAGAGGGUGAAGUACAAACAACUCAGCUAAGGGCUUCAGGCUUGACUUUAUGGGAUAUCCACUUCAACAAAAGAGAACCAGAUAAAAGAGGAAAAAAAGAACAACAUCUAUGAAUAAAACAACUUAUGCAAAUUUCCAUGGUGUAGUAAAUGUGUUUUGGGGUGUAUGGACUUUUCUUUUUCCUCUCAUAAGUAUUAAGACUCACAGCAGUUUGAAACUUGAAUGCAAAUAAACUCAUGUGCAAAAAAUAAA
Cynoglossus semilaevis (tongue sole) is the source of this 3608-nucleotide messenger RNA. It is a transcript of the gene gnaz, whose product is annotated as guanine nucleotide binding protein (G protein), alpha z polypeptide. Gene Ontology annotation, molecular function: GTPase activity; G-protein beta/gamma-subunit complex binding; G protein-coupled receptor binding. The coding region runs from base 741 to 1808 and encodes 355 amino acids. NCBI's taxonomy places the organism in Eukaryota, Metazoa, Chordata, Actinopteri, Pleuronectiformes, Cynoglossidae. Gene Ontology annotation, biological process: adenylate cyclase-modulating G protein-coupled receptor signaling pathway. Gene Ontology annotation, cellular component: cytoplasm; heterotrimeric G-protein complex. The transcript is spliced from 3 exons. The record is from RefSeq and is a predicted model, not a curated record.